This is a messenger RNA of Sphaerodactylus townsendi, 2811 nucleotides long. It is a transcript of the gene VASP, whose product is annotated as vasodilator stimulated phosphoprotein. Gene Ontology annotation, molecular function: SH3 domain binding; profilin binding. Gene Ontology annotation, biological process: actin cytoskeleton organization; neural tube closure; axon guidance. Bases 407 to 1606 code for a protein of 399 amino acids. NCBI's taxonomy places the organism in Eukaryota, Metazoa, Chordata, Lepidosauria, Squamata, Sphaerodactylidae. The record is from RefSeq and is a predicted model, not a curated record. The transcript has 13 exons.
GCCGGAGCGGGGCAUUGUGGAGGGGGCGGCCACGGAGCCGGGCGGCGGCGGCCACGGGCGGCCACGGCGGGGAUGAGCGCCCGGCGGCCCAGGAGGGCCCAGUUAGGUGGCGGGGCGGGCCGGCCACAGCCGAGCCGGAGGGAAGCGCGCAGGAAGGAGGAAGCGGGAGGCGGCGCGCCCAGGAGGGGCGGCCCGGCGGCGGCGGCUUGAGCAGCGGCGGCGGCGGCGGCGGCGGCAGGAACCGGAGCAGCAGCGGCAGCAGCGGCAGCAACGCGCCCUCCGAGCCCGCCGGGGCAGAGCCGAGCCGAGGCAACCUGCGAGCCGACCCCGCAGCAGCGGCCGCGCCCGCCCGACCCCGCCCAGCCCCGAGGCGGCUGCAGCGCCGCGCACCGAGCCGGCAGACAACAUGAGUGAGAUGGUCGUUUGUGCCACUCGAGCAACAGUGAUGCUGUAUGAUGACGUCAACAAGAAAUGGAUGCCAGCCGGGAGUGGGCCCCAGAUCCCCAGCCGCAUCCAGAUCUACCAAAACCCCACCCUCAACACUUUCCGGGUGGUGGGCCGCAAGAUGCAGCCGGACCAACAGGUGGUCAUUAACAGUGCCAUUGUGAAAGGGCUGAAAUACAACCAGGCCACUCCCAACUUCCACCAGUGGCGUGAUGCCCGCCAGGUUUGGGGGCUCAACUUUAGCACCAAAGAGGAUGCUGGGCAGUUUGCCAGCGGAAUGCUGCAGGUGCUGGAGAUGCUGGAUUCAGGAAACUCUGUGCCACCACGGCCCACCCAGAACGGCCCCUCGGCAGAUGAACUCGCGGAACUGCAGAAGAGGCAGCAGCUGGAGAAAGAACAGCAGGAACCGGCAGAAAGAGAACGGAGGGGACCCCUCGUCUCAGCAUCUGCAGUGACCCCGUCGGGAGGAGGCCCCCCACCGCCCCCAGGGCCACCACCAGCACCACCAUGUCCUCCUCCUGGACCUCCAGUGGGACAUCCAGGGCCUCCCCCAGGAGCUCCGCCGGGCCCACCCCCGCCACCAGGACCACCCCCGCCCCCUGGCCCACCCCCCGGCUCAGUUUCCUCAGGAGGGGGGCCGCCCCCAGCGCCUCCUCUCCCCCCUCCCCAGGCCCCUGGCGGAGGCGCUGCAGGGCCCCCCAGUGGCUUGGCUGCUGCCCUGGCCGGUGCAAAGCUCAAGAAGGAGGAGGGACCAAAGGCUGCGCCUGCUGCCGCCCCACCUCCUGGUGGGCCUGGCGGGGGAGGGCUCAUGGAAGAAAUGAGUGCCAUGUUGGCCCGGCGGAGAAAAGUCACGGAGCAGGGUGAGAAAUCCAUUCCAAAGAAAGAGGAGGCCCCUGUGCAGGAAGACACAGAAGCCUCAGGUGCCAGGACCACAGACGCCUUCCGGAGACCUUGGGAGAAGACCAGCACGACGCUGCCCAGGAUGAAAUCCGCUGGAGCCAUCGCUGGCUCAGAACCCUUGAGCGGCGGAGCAGGGGACGAAUCCGAGUUGGAACGGGUGAAACAGGAACUACUGCAGGAGGUCCGGAAAGAGCUCCAGAAGGUGAAAGAGGAGAUCAUACAAGCAUUCAUAACGGAGCUGCGGAAACGGGGCUCCCCUUAGCCCCCCCCCCCACCCGCCCACACACACCCCCUUCAGCCUCUUCUCAGUGCCGCCUGGAGUCAGCCGAUGAACUCUCCCAAAUGUGCAGAAAAAGAAUAAAAACAGAAAAAAGAGAGAGAAAAGUUCAAAAAGACCCUCCUGCACCCCCCCCAAAGAUCCACACCCCCCGACCUGUUGGCUCCCAGGCCUCUGGCCCUCACUGUGCAAUUUCAGGGUGGGGGAGAGGGACACCAUCUGUGGCAGCCCCUCCCCCAAGAAGGGCAGGACCCCCACCCGUGCCUUACCCAGAGCAAUAGCAGCCCCCUCCUCCCGCCCCUCCUCUCCCACCAGAGGCUGUUUCCCAGGGAGGGAGAGGGGACUGGUUCCUCCCCCCUCCCCUGUGCCAUUCCCAGAGAAGACCAGACUCUUCCCUGCCCCCUUUUCCCCAACAUGAGACUGUAGUGCGUUCUUUUUUCCCCCCAGGGGGUGGGCAGCCAGACCAGAGCGAGGGUCCUUGGGAGAGAGGGAAGCCAGGAGCUGGGCUCUUGUGCUGGGUGGGGCGGGGGGGGGGGAUCCCACCUGCGAUGACACUGGAGACAUUUCCGGAAAGCUGCCAGCCACCGGGGCCUUGCCUGGCCCAGAGGUCCCUGCCCACCUCCCUUCUCCGUGUAGCAGUGUUGGGGGCCAGGCUUCCUUUCAGGGUGGGGAGCACAGGAGGCGGUUUCAGGGGGUGGCUUUCCUGCUGGUCACCAUCCCUGGGCCUCAGUCCCUGACUGCCCCCCGUCCACAAUGCAUGACCCCCUCACCUUGUCCCCGGACCUUGCCUCAUUACACACACUUUCUCCUGGCUUCUCUUGUUUUACACCAAGACUGGGUAGCUUUUAAAAUGUUUUAUCUGGAACCCCAAUCCAUACCUCUCUUUUAUUAUUAUUUUUUAAAGACAAGUUUUCACCACUCUGCCUCCUUGGGGAGGACCGGGCACUGGCCGGACGCUUGCAUUUUCUACCAAGCUGUAAUUUUUUUAUUUUUGUGUUGUUUUAUUGAGCUGGAUGGGAUAUUAUAUUUUGAUUGUUCUUAAAUUGUUUUGACUGAUUGCUGGGUGUUUGCCCAAUUUCUACGCACUCUCCUGCCCCAGGGCACCCACUCACCUGCAGAGGAGCACCGGGAUCUCAGGCCCAUGCACCAAACUGCUCUAGGAAUAAAUCUUUUUCCUUUUUUUUGUAAAA